GUGCUGAGUCGGCAGUCUUUAAGUGAGAUAGUCAGCUGACGCUUUUUGCUUCACUUGACAUUUCGGAAAUAGCUCUUCUUUCCUUUUUCAUUCAAAGUCUGACUUUGGAUUGAAUCGUUUCUUCCAGCUCAAUAUGAUGAGAGACGGAGUCCUUUCACGGGGUGUCUUUGGAGUAAGCACUACAGGAAACUUCAGUUCCAUCUGCCCCAAUGGGUCACAGUGGGUCUGGGAAGGUCUCGGGGAAUGUGCCCAGGAUGGGAGGGACAUGGCAAGCAUCUACCUCGGCCUGCUGUCCAUCCUCUGCUUCAUGGUGUCUUCUCUUCCACAGUACUACAGCUCGUGUAAAACGGGGAAUAUGGACAGCGCCCUCUCUAUUUGGUUUCUGCUGCUGUGGCUGGGAGGGGACAGCUGUAACCUGGUGGGCUCCUUCUUGGCAGACCAACUUCCACUUCAGACAUAUACAGCUGGUUAUUAUGUCAUAGCUGACUUGAUGAUGCUGGCAUUGUACGUAUACUACAUGACGAAGAACAGAAUGCGGCAAGGUAGGGUGGUUCUGCGUGUGGUGGGUGUAGCCUGCGUCCUGGGCUUCACCUCCAGCCUCGUCCACCUCCCCGGGUUAGGUGCCCAACAGGAAGUUAUUCCUUCAGAGUUCAGAAGUCGCGCCUUGCUCUCAACCUCUGACCUCAGUGCUAUCAAGGCUUUCACCCCUAAAGAGAUCAUUGGUUUCUCCAUCGGCUCAGUGUCCUCAGUGCUCUACCUCUGUUCCAGAAUCCCCCAGAUGUACACUAAUUUCAAGAGGAAAUCAACAGAGGGAGUGUCAUACUUCCUGUUCGCGCUGGUCAUCCUGGGAAACACCACAUACGGCCUGAGUGUCCUGCUGAAGAACCCUGAUGAGGGCCAGGGCGAGAAAAGCUACAUGAUCCAUCACCUGCCCUGGCUCAUCGGCAGCCUCGGCACCCUCUCCUUAGACAUCCUUAUCUCUUUCCAGUUCCUGAUUUACCGCAAAGCCAAAGAGGACGUCGGUACCGGAGAGACCACGCCUCUGAUUGGAAGCUAAACCAACAAAAUCAGAGUGGGACAUGAUCCGACACCCUUCCGGUGAACCCUCAAAAUCACAUUGCCAACAGAAUCAGGAUGAAAGGACAUUGUACAUUUUAGUCUUGAUUUUAUCUUUGUAUUUAUUAUGCUCUUUUUUUUAAUGUUUACAAUGUGUUUUUAUCUGCCAAAGUACUGUGACAGAGGAAGUUCUUUACUUGUUUGACAUGGAUGGAAUAUACCUCCUGUCAGCCUGAACUCCUUCUCUUUUAAUUUUUUUUCAGUCACAACCUCAAUUUAAAUUCACAUAGAUUACAUAGGAACCUAGCCAGGGCGGACAUACCAAACAGAUGCUCCAAAAUAAUGUUGUUUCUCAAAGCUGCAUAACACUUUGACAGUUAUGGCACUAGCCACUGCAUGAAGCCAAGUCUUAUAUUGUUACUGUGAUGUGAUAGAGCCUAAAAAAUAUAUGUUUUGUAAAGCAUGACCAAGUGUAAACUGUACUCUGUCAAUUUUUGAAUUGAUGUUUACACUAAGUGCUGUAAUCGCAAAAAAAAGUUGUAUUUUUUUUGUUCAUUUUAGAUAUAUUUUAAUUGUAGUUAUGCAUUUCUCUUUUCUUUUUGUAAAUACAGUCACUUGACCAGAUUAGUUUGCACUGGUGAUAAAUCACUUAACACAGAUUUUCACUACCAUGUUUAAAUUACACAUUUUAAUUUUUCUCACAGUUUUGCACAACGAAUGUCGGUUUUGUACUUUGAGAAAUGUUUAAAAUGUUCAGUGGGUCAGUGUGCUGUGAAAAUAAAGAAAAAGAAUAACAUUUAA
Molecule: messenger RNA, 1857 nt
Organism: Eleginops maclovinus (Patagonian blennie)
Lineage: Eukaryota; Metazoa; Chordata; Actinopteri; Perciformes; Eleginopidae
Gene: slc66a1
Product: solute carrier family 66 member 1
Exons: 8
Coding region: 134-1057 (307 amino acids)
Cellular component (GO): membrane
Source: RefSeq, a predicted model, not a curated record